AAAAAGGAGUAAGAUAAAGUUUUAGUGCCCAUAAAGAUGGACACUAAGUUUUGUCUAUUACUCAUCCUUAGUGCACAUUUAUUAACAGAAGCAAACACUGAGGUAGCUGCGGAAGACAUUGUAGAAGGACAACCACCCGUAUGCCCAUUGUCCGCAAGGUUCAAGAACCUCAGAAAAUAUGUUUAUCAGUAUACAGCUGAGAGCAAAAAUGGGGUGACGGGUACAGCUAACCUCAGGAAUGGGCCAAAGAUCUCCUGUCAGGUUGAAAUUGAGGUCCCACAGACCUGCAGCUUUGUCCUUCACACAAAAGAAUGUGUCCUGAGCGAGGUGUCGGUCAUUGAUGCACAGGGUCAGCCUGUUUACAGGCAGGCUGCUGGAGCCGAGGCCUUCCAGCUUGCCAUGGAGAAGAACCCUCUGAAUUUUGUGGUGGAGCAGGUAACCAGUGUUUCCAUCUAUCCAGAGAAGGAUGAACCAGAAAACAUUUUGAACAUCAAAAGAGGAAUCAUCUCAGCUCUCCUCGUGCCAGUCCUGGAGGAAGAACACAAUGAAAGAAUGAGUACAAUCCAUGGUAUUUGCAAGACAGAUAUCACAGUCAACUCCAGGAAGGAUAUCGACACAGAUGUCACCGUGGUCAGAGAUCUGUCGGACUGCAGCCAUUUCUCACCUCACAGUCUCCCCACAAGCCCCCUGUCACUCUUGCCUGGCCUGAAUGGACUUAUUUCCAAGCUAAUCAGCAGUACUCAGACUUGCAACUAUCAGUUUGAUAACAGGAGAAAGCACAUGACUGAAGCUCAGUGUACAGAGAAGCAUCUCUUCAUCCCGUUCUCACAUGAGGGGCAGUAUGGUAUCUCCUCAGAAGUAAAACAGAGUCUAAUGCUACAGGAUUCAGUGAAAAUAAACAACAGAUAUUUCAACAAAGAUGAUACUCUUGAGAAGAAGCUCUUUUUGGAGGAGGUGGAGGACAAACUUCCUGUUCAGUCAAAGGAUGAUGUGCUUGCCACAGUGAGAGAGCUGAAUAUGCUUAGCAGCUCAGGAAAGAGUCAACAGCGAGCCAGCCUCUUCCACAAGUUGGUGUCUGAAGUGCGUGGCUUGAAAAACGAGACGCUGUCUGGAGCUGCUGAUGAGAUGAUGAAGAUCUCAGAGUGGCUUACGUGGCAGACGCUCUUUCAGUGUGGAACCGAUGAAUGUACCAGUGCCAUCAUGCAGAUCCUCAGGACUUUUGAUGAAUCAGCCAGAGAAGUGGAUGCUAUAGUUUAUGCUUUGAGUCUCUUACCCCAGGCCAGCCCUCAGAAGGUUAGAGAUAUGUUGAGCAUGGCUCAAAACAAGCAAAGCAAAUCCAUCAUGUAUGCUCUUGCCAACACAGUGAAACAACUUCCUCAAGACCAAGCAACAUCAACACCAGAAGUUAAGGAAGUAGCUGAAUUCAUGGAAUUCAUGCUAGGUGAUUGUUCUAGAGAUGAAGACAGUACUUACCUUACAUUAAGGGUUAUUGGAGUCAUGGGAAAGUACAUGGAGGGAUUCCCAUCUCUGAAGUCUUCUCUUCUAAAUUGCAUGGGCCAGACGUACGCUUCUCUGCCAGUACAAAAAGCAGCUAUCCAGGCUUUCAGACUCAUGGAAAUGGAAUCAGAUGUGAAAAAUGCCCUGAUACAGCAGUAUGAGAAUUCAGAGGCACCUGCCCAAAAACGCAUUUCAGCAUAUCUGAUGCUCAUGAGGAACCCUGAAGAAGCAAACAAGGUGCUGAGGACACUCAAAACUGAGCAAAAUGAGCAAGUUAAAAGCUUUGUCUCUUCUCAUAUCGCUAACAUAUUGGAAUCCGAAGAUCCGACCCUAAGCACAACAAAGGACUACAUUCUAAAAGCUAUACGGGGAGAUGCGAGCUUCAACCCUGUGGACUUCACAAAGUUCUCACAUAACUACAAAAUUGAAGUCCCGCUGGUUGGCUCAGUAGAAAGCAACAUGAUUUUUGACUCUGCUAAUUACAUGCCCAGAGAAAUCAUGUUAGCCACCACACUUGACAAUUUCAAUGCAGAAAUACUUGAGAUUGGUCUUGAAGGUGAAGGCUUUGAGCCGGCCAUUGAAGUUCUCUUUGGUGAAAAUGGUUUCUUCCCUGAUACAAUCUCAAAAGCUUUGUACUGGGUCAAUGAAAAGAUUCCACAUCCCGUCAAACGGGUUUUGGAUAAGUGGAUUUCCCCACUUAGAGGUGAAAGGAUGAAAAGACAGGUUCCUCAGGAUAUCAUGAGAAGUGUGGAAGAAUACCUAUCAGAGUUCAAAAAACGCCUUGAACAGAUUGAAGACGCUCCUAAAGGCUUGGCCUACCUGCGGUUUAUGGGAACAGAACUGGGAUACUUGAAGACUAAUGAGCUCAGUCUCAUCAUUCACUACAUUAAACUAUACACAGAGACAUUUAAAUCGAUGUCUAUGAAUUUCAUGGGAAAGCUAAUAUCUAGCUUAGAGAAUGAGCUUUUUGUCCACUAUAUGUUCUUGGACAAAGCCUUUAUGCUUCCUACAAGUGCUGGCUUUCCACUGAAGCUUUCCCUAUCUGGAGUUCUGGCCCCUGGAGCCAAAGGAGGCCUGACUAUUGACCGCAUGAUGCAACAGCUCUCAUUCAUGCCAUCUGUGGGCAUUGAGUUUGUUACCCAAAUGGGCGUUUAUAUCCCGGAAUUUGUGGUAGCUGGGAUUGAAACACACACAAACAUGUACCAUGAAAGUGCUGUGAAUGCCAAGGUCACCAUAAGUGACAGUCAGAUCAAGCUUUCCAUCCCUGCGCCACAGGGAAACAUCCAGGUCUUUAGCAUCAGCAACAAGAUGCUCUCAGUGACCACCACUCAGACUAAGAUUGUCCCCUCCAUGGUAGAGGACAGGACUGACUCUACAGAGUGUAAUCCCAUUUUUCCUGGGAUGAAUUACUGCACAAUUUUGCGGUAUUCAAAUGCUAGUUCCACCAAUAAUGCACCAUACUAUCCUCUCACAGGAGAGACAAGGUUUGCUCUGGAACUUCAACCUACAGGAGAAGUGCCUGAGUAUACGGCAACCAUUGCCUAUGCAUUGCUGAGAGAAGGAAAGGAUGGGCGCCAUAAAGUCGACUCUUUGAAAGUUGUUCUCAAGGCUGAGGGUGCUGAGCCAACUGAAGCCACAGCAGUUGUGAAAUACAACCGCAAUAAGAACAUCCUCACCACCGACUUCCAGAUUCCUGAUUAUGACCUUGAAGCUGGCAUCAAAUUGGCAGUUACAGAUAGCAUUGCUAAAGGAAAGAAGAUGCGUGGCAUUACAAUUGACGUAACUAACAAAGACAUCCCGCAACUUUCCCUAGUUGGACAUGCCAGGUUAGAGGCUAUGACGGACGGUCUGAUUGAGCUUAAGUUGGCAGUGCCAGCACUACAGAUGGAGUCCUCUGCCACAGCCACACUAAAGCAUAACAACGGGCUCAUCCUGCAGCUUGAAACUGCCUUUAGCAUGCCAGAGACUACAUCUGUGCAAAAAGCCAUCCUCAGAUACGAUAAUAACAAGGUUGAACUUGAAAUGAAGUCGGACAUAAACUCUGAAGUUGAUCAACUUUUUCCAAAUAUGGAGGAGUACCGUAGCAAGCUGCAGGCGAGUAUUGAUGAUGUCCUUGAUCAGAAAGUCACCAAGACUGACAUGAAACUUCGUCACAUUGUUGCAAAAGGGUUAGAGGCAGCGAAUAUUUGGCUGGAUAAAAUAGCAGCAGGCAGUACAUUCGUGAACAUACAGAGGGGCAAAAGAAGCACACCUGAACUCACCUUGCCAUCUUUGCCAGAAAAAUUAUAUCUUAAAUCCGAUGCAUUGAUGAGAUACCAGUUCAACAAAGGCAGAAUCUCCAUUUCACUUCCUCUUCUCUUGGGAGGAAAGUCAUCUGCUGAACUCAACAUUCCUCCCACCCUCACACUCCCACAGAUUCAAAUUCCCUUCAUUGGCCUAGAAAUUCCUGAGAACAACUACAAGAUUCCAGCAUUCACAAUUCCCAAAUCUUUGGACUUCUCCUUACCUAUGUUAGGUGUAGCAGAGGUGUCUGUCAAGACGAACAGCAACUUUUAUGACUGGGAGGGCUCUAUCUUAGGGGGAAACAACACUGUUGAUGUUCCCAAUUACAUUGCUAAGUACAAAAUGAUGGCCAGCUGCCCCUUGACACCCCUGUCAUACAAAAUUGAAGGUAUGGGCAUGAUCACUGGUACAGUAGAUGAUACUUUGAAGUACCUUGUAAAUGGAUCUAUCAGUCAUUGUUUACUUGACGCCAGCCUUAGCGUCUCUGAAACUAUGAGUAUGGCUGAUAAGAUCAGUGGUAGGACCAACUACAGGAUUGAAGCAUCUAGUCCACUUGGUCUGCAAACCUCUUUGCAUUAUUCGGCUCAGUCAGCUUCCAUGAAUGAUGAGAUCAUUGGAGAUGGAAACUUUGAUGGAUUUAUCAGCAUAGGCUCUCUCUAUGCCAACUCCACCCUCAGCCAGUCCUACAUCUUCAGUAUGCUCAAAAGAGAAGGAAAAGGAGAGUCCACAUUGAAGUUUGACUCUUCAAUCAUCCAAGGCCAGAAUGUGAUCAAAGGAUCCUACGUCAAUGGAGAGCUGUCGCUUUUGUCCAAAACAAAUGUGCAAAAUGACGUUCUGAAGCAUGUGGUGGAGUUAAAGCACAAGAAAGGGCAGCUAUCUGUAAAGUCGGAUGGUAGUACAACGGCACUUGGAAAAGCUCUGCGCUGUAAAGCUGAACUUAAUGUCACAAGUGAACAAGCCACACUGAAAGUUGAAACCCAGGCGGAUGAUGCAACACAUCGUGCGUACUCCCUCCUUACUGGAUCCUUAAACAGUAACGGCCUUGAAAUAAACAUAGAAGGUUUGCUGAAUUUCAAAGACGGACGUGGGACACACAAAGGCGCGCUUACUUUUGGAGCAAAUGGCUUGACCUCCAGUUGCAUGACUACCAUUGAGGGAAGCUUUUUUACUUUUGAGAAAACCAUCAGUGUUGGUAUCAAUGGUGAUGGAGCCUCUAUGUCUCUUGUAUCCAAAGGAUCAGCACAGGAUAACACAGUUGAGCUCAGUACGGAGGGUAAGAUUUCACCCAAAGAACUGUCUCUAACCAGUGUUUUGAAAGGAAAUGCCUUUGGUGGAACUGCAAGAAACACCAUGAACUUUGGUAUUGAUAAGCAAGGACUGAGUCUAUCUAAUACCAUGAUGGGUAAUUUACAGAAAAUGAGAUCGGAGUGCACACAUACCCUUACUGUAACUUUAUGGACCUUGGCUUUCCGUUCCAAAACUGACAAUUUCAUCUGCGAUGGAGCAUCCUACAACCAUGACAUGAAAAUUAACAUGAAGCCGUUUGUCACAUCACUAAGUGCAAAUAACAAACUUGAGAUGUUUGAUUUUGGACUCAGCGGUGAUGGCCGCCUUAAGAUAGAGCCAUUUAAGAUGGAUGUAGCUGGAAGCCUCAGUGGAAAGUAUGGGGAUGAGGAUAACGUUAAGCACAGCUGUCAGUUUACUUACGCAGAUCUGGCUGGUACUGUCAAGUGCAAUACAACAGUGAAAGUUUUCGAUUCCCAGAUGAGUAACAACUUUGACCUGGACUUUGCAGGACUGUCUUCUGUUAUGAACAGCAAGACUCAAGUAAAUUGCGAAUCUUUACGUCUUGAAAAUAACAUUCGCACAAUGGCCAUGCCUUUUAGCCUUACAAUCGAUGCCAUUUUGAACAGCGAUGGCACUGUGAAGUUUUAUGGGAAACACACUGGUCAGCUCUACAGUAAGUUCCUUUUGAAAGCUGAGCCAUUGGCCAUUGCUAAGUCCCAUGAAUACAGAGUGUCUGCUGUACACAUGUUGCCAAACGGACAGUCAGCUGAAACACACAUUGAAAAUAAGUGUGACAGCUUGCUGAUACCUAACGAACAAUCUGUGGUGUGGAAAUUCAAGUCGAAGCUAAAUAAUCACGCCUACAAUCAAGAUGUCAGUAUUUACAACAAAGAAACCGAGAUGGGGGUCCAGCUCUCUGGAGUGCUUCAAACUAAUCUUUUGAACACGGAAGCAAAAUCUAGUGAUAUUCCGUUAGACAAUCAAAAGUUUAGUGCUUCUGGGUUUGUCAAGUAUGAUAAGACCAGUGACUGUCACAUUAUUUAUCUUCCAUUUAUUGAGAGCUUCCCUGCUGCCUUUGAAAGCAUUAAAAAUGCAAUUCUGCAUAAAUUCGAAUCCCUACAAAACUACCUCAUCAGUUUGGAUAUCAAUGGUUUGAUUGGAAAUUUUAGGAACAAGUUGGAUGAACUCCCUCAAAAAGUGAAUGACAUCAUAAUGGACAUGGACCUAGAGAAAAAAGUCAACAUUGUCAAGAACCAGCUGAUUUCCCUCAUACAUGAAUACACCAUAUCAAUAGAUGACCUUGAUGCAUAUGCUGAGAAAUUUAAGGAGUCUUCUAAAAAGAAUAUCAUUGAUUUAGCAACAAAAAUUAGGGAUGUGAUGAUUCAAAUCAAAGAUGGCAUUGAGAGUGGAUCGUGGGCCAAUUCCGUCUCUGACAUUUUGAUGCAGAUUGGAGAUGAGAUAAAAGCUUUUGAUGAGAAGUAUGAAAUAACCAAAACAAUUAUCAGAGGCAUUGAUGGUAUUGAAGAUAUAAUAAGACAGAUUGAUUUACAAAAGCUGCAGGACAGCAGUGCUGCUUGGUUGAAACAACUGGAUGCAAAAUAUGAAAUUAAAACCAAACUUCAGGAAAAGCUGAGCGAACUGAGGAAGAUUGUUGAGACAUUUGACAUCAAGAUGUUACUUGAGGGUCUGAGAGACUAUAUAAUCUCAUUCGACUUGACUGAAUAUGUGGAAGACCUAUCCGGUCAAAUCCCAUACGAUGACAUAGAGAGAGUGCUGGAUUCUGCGAAAGAUGUAAUUGUAAACUGGAUAGAGGAGUACGAAAUUCCAGAGAAAAUCAAUAGGGUUUACUUAAAUGCACAAGAGCUUAUUUUACGCUAUGAAAUUGACAAGAAAAUUGAAGUUUUUGUGGAGCAGGCCAUUAUAUUAGUCAAGCAGUACAGAAUCCAAGAGCUGGUACAGGCUGUAGUGGAAACUUUAAAAUCUAUCCAGUUUGAGUACAUCUCUGAUAAGGUUAUGGAGGUCUUGGAUAGCAUUGUUUCUCUGUUAAAGCUGAUGGAUUUCAAACAAAUUAUAGAUGAUUUAAAUGAGUACAUUCUCAUGAUUAUAAAGACCUUAAGGACUUUUGAUUACAACACAUUUGUUGAUGAAAUGAAUGAAAAACUCAAGGAAGUAGUUCAUUAUAUUAACAAGCAGAUAAAUGAAGUGUAUGAAAUCCCACAAAAAAUAGAGGCAUCAAGAGAAUUUAUUAAAGAGAUGCAGGUGACUGUUGUUGAUUAUUUGGAAAGACUGAAAAAUACAAGGAUAGCUGAGGUUUGCAGGAAUGUUAUAGAUGUAAUCGACACCACUGCAUAUAAAGACAUAAAACUGAAGAUCCAAGACAUUCUUGAGGAUGUGAGGCAGAGAAUCAAUGACAUGGACAUCACAGAUGAAAUCUUAGUUUACUUGGAAAGAGCGAGCAUUGCUUACGUCAAUAUGAUCGAAUUCAUUUCAUCAAAGUUCACAGAACUCAUUGAUAAAAUUAAGAAGAUGGCUGAAAAUAAGGAGCUUCUCAAUCAAAUCAGUCAAGCUGUGGAGGGAAUUCUCAAUGCCGUAAAGACAGCAGAAAUUGACGUACCUACCUUUAUUCUUCCAUUCACGACUCUUGAGGUUCCCGGCUUUAAGAUUAAAAUGGCAAAGCUACGCGAUAUUACAAUUCCAGCAAUGAUAACAACACAGGAAUUCACCAUUCUGGACCUAUUUAGUGUUCCUUCCAUCACAGUUGACUUUGAUCAAAUCAAGCAGAGCAUUGUUGAAUUCAUUGACAAGGUUCGCCAGAUAGAAAUGCCAGAAGUGGAUCCGGAGGCCAUCUUUGGAGACUUAAGAGCUUUUUAUCUUUCCGACUUGCCUGAUUUUACUUUCUCAGAGAUCACUCUUACGGAGAUCAAAUUCCCAGAAAUUACUGUUCCAAAACUUAAACUGGAGAGUUUUGAGAUCACCAUGUUGCCCAUCCCUGAAGUCAAAAUCCCUGAAAUUCCAUUUGAACCAUGUCUGCCAGCUUUUGGCAAACUUUAUGGAGAAUUCAAAGUAGAUUCUCCUCAUUAUACACUGAUGACGUCAGCAGCUCUUGAGAACACAACAAAAACACCCAAAUCUCCACAGUUUAAAGCUACUCUGAACUCAAAGGGAAAGUCGAACUUUGAAUUCCUUGAUUAUAACCUCGAUGCAGUGCUUCAAGUUGAAGCUCCAAAAAUGAGAAAAAUGGUUAUUAGCGAAACCAUGAAAGUCAGUCACAUGGCCUUUGGAAUUGACCAUGAGGGUUCUGUCAUCUUAAGUGGUCCUUCAGCCGAAGCAAAAGCCAAGACAGCUGCCAAAGUCACCACUCGUAUAUACACAGCUGAUUUGAUUAAUAAUGUAGGGAUUGCUUUAAAGAAUGGAAUAUCUGCAAAUAUGGACACAACUUACACCCAUAAUUUAAACAUCCCCACCAUAGAUCUCUCCAGUCAGGCUAUAAUAACCAAAAAAGCAGAGGCUCGCUUUGAAUCCGGGACAAUAACUGUAACAGUCGGAACAGUGGGAAGUGGCAAGUGGUCUCCAUCAAGUCCAUCAAGGACCACCAAGUCCAUUGAUGACUAUUCCGAUGAAAUUACACACAAGAGCAAUUUGGAAUUCACUGUCAAUGCUGGCACAGCAAAGCUCAAUUUUGAUGGAGAAACAAACAGCAGAAACCUAAAGAUGAAGCAGUCGGUUAAUGCAGAGUCUGUCAUUUUGAGCCACAUCACCGUUGAUGCCAGGGCUGAGACUGAGGCGCCCUUCAUCAAAGGCAGUAUUUUGACGCUGAAAGGAAAGGCUCAGAUGGAGGAUGUCCGAAUGCAAAUUGGAAUUUCACAUAACGCUGAGCUAAUUGGAAAAGUGAGUGGAAGUAUAUCCAAUGCAUGUGAGUUCUUGGCUCAACCAUUUGAGGUCACACUUGACUGCAGAAAUAAAGGGAACUCUAAAAUUCUCUUGCCCCUGAAGCUGACUGGAAAAAUAGAUCUCCAAGAUGACUUUGGAUUUACUUUGAACUCCAAUAAACAAAAUGCUUUUUGGGUAGGUCUGGCUCGCUUCAAUCAGUACAAAUACAGACACAACUUUACUUUGGAUAACAGUGAAAAUGAAGCUGGAAUCUAUGCUUUUGUUGAUGGUGAAGCCAAUCUUGACUUCUUGACCGUUCCACUCAGUAUCCCAGAAAUUACAAUCCCAUACCUGAAUAAGAAAACACCCAAAAUUGAAGAGUUUUCACUUUGGGAAGAUUAUGGUCUGAAAGAUCUUCUGACCACUCCUCAACAAUCAUUUGACAUUGAUUUCAAGCUCUUGUAUCAGAAGAACCCAGACAAACACACAUUUGAUCUAAACCUUGAGCCAUUCUACGAAGCCUUCGUUGAAAAUGCCAAGAUCUUGAAUUUGCAUUUUGAACUCGGACGAGACCACAUUUUGGAUGCCCUCACCAACUCCUACAACGAAGCCAGAAUUCAGUAUGGAAAGCACAAAAUUGACACAUCAAAUCAGCCACCAAGAUAUUUCACUGUUCCUGGAUACACAAUACCUAUACUAAACAUUGAGGUUUCAGCCUUCCGAGCCGAACUGCCCGCAUUCAGUUAUUUCAUACCUAAGGAGGUAAGCACACCAAGCUUUAAAGUUCCUUUGAUGGGGUUUUCAGUGCCAUCAUACACCCUUGUGCUUCCGUCUUUGGAGCUACCAGUCUUGCAUGUCCCUGAGACCCUUCGAGCCUUGACCCUUCCCACAUUUACAAUACCAGAAAUGCAGAAUAGCAUAAUGAUACCCGCGUUUGGAAAUAUGACGUACGAGUUCUCAGUCAAAUCCCCUGUAAUAACUCUGAAUGCCAAUGGCGGCCUGUAUAAUCAAUCUGACGUUAUGGUCAAGUUUGAUGUCUCAUCAACAUCCGUGUUCGAUGUCCUCAAAGUUAAACUUGAUGGCAGUACCACCAUCAAUAAAAGGAGAGGUUUGAAGAUGGCCACAAGUCUGUCCUUGGUACAUAUGAUUGCUGAAUGUAGUCAUGAAAGCACUGUGAGCCUCUCCAAGAGGAGUUUGGAGGCUUCCUUAACAAACUUGGCUAAAGUUAAGCUCCCAGUUUUUACGAUGGACCUAAAUCAAGUGCUUCGUGGCAAUACCAAGUCUAAACCAAAUAUAGCCUCUAACAUCAAAGUUAGCUACACUUAUAAUUUACCAGUAAUCGAGAUGCAAGGCUCUGGAAGCGUGGAUCACAAUUUAGCUCUUGAGGCACUCUCAUCUUAUUUCUCUUUGGAGAGCACUUGGAAAGGAACAACAGAAGCAACCGUCAUGGAAAGUGCAAAUCUUGCUGGAUCUUUAAACAAUGAAGCAACUAUUUAUUUAAAUGCCAAUGGUCUUCGUUCCACACUGAAAACUGAUCUAACCUCUAAGAUCUACCACCAAAAGGUUGGUUCCUGGAAUAUGGACGCCACUAAGAACCUCGCUCUCGAAGCUUCUCUUCGGCGUGUUUAUGCUACGAUGACUUACGCAAGCACCAAUGUUGCUAGCAUUGCAUCGUUUUCAACAAACGGAAAGCAAAAUAUAAAGGCAACGCUUGAGUUUGUUCCACUGACAACUUUGUCAGCUAAUCUUGACAUUGACAUAUCACAACCAAGUAACCUCGGUCAUGCUGGCAUAGUGCAGAAUGCAGAUCUUUCCAUCACCUCAGACAAGCAAAAAUUACUUUGGAGUGGCAAGGAACAACUAGCAACACUGAUCCAUUCCUCUGAUCUGAUGCUAUCAAACGAUCAGUCUGAAAUCCGCAUGGAAAUGUCCGAAUCCAUUGAGGGGAAUGUUGCAUUCCUGAAGACCAUCAAAUUACCAGUCUACCAGAAGAGUCUGUGGGACAUAUUUAAAUUUGGUGAAGUGACCAGUGCUGACCAAUUGCAGUUCCUCAGUGCUUCGACUGUUGUUAUAUACACCAAGAGCAUGGAGGGAACACUAUUUGCACUGCCUACAAAAUUGUUUGAAAAUGGCGUCACGUUUAAUAUCCCACAAAUAACAGUCAGAGUUCCUAACUGGUUUAAAAAACUUCAGCAAAUGAUUAGAGAAGUGGAUAUGCGAAUUGAAGAGCCUGGCCUGGCAGAUUAUAUUUCAAUACCACCAGUAAUAACUGUUCCAGAGUUUACCGUACCAUUGACUACUCUUCAUGUACCGUCAUUCGUCAUUGAUUUGACAAAUCUACAAAUCCCCAAUGAGAUCAGUACACCUACUUUUGAUAUCAAUUUGCCUGGUUUACCAAAAGUGGAAAUCCCUAGCAUUAAUGCAAAAACAAAAUAUCUGAAAGACAAAAUGGCUCAUUUGUUCGUCAGUUUGCCACAGUAUGAAAUCACCAUCUCACCAUUUGACCUUCCCAAAGCAUUUGACAUUGGCGACUACCCAAUUCGCCUGGAUGACAUCACAAAAACGCUAUAUAAUUUUGAAUUGCCAAAUGUUAUCAUCCCAGAACAAAAAAUCGAAGUCCCAGAGAUAUCAAUCCAUCUCCCAGCUGGUGUGUUUAUUCCAACCUUUGGUUCCCUAUCCGUCACUAUCAAAACGUCUACUCCAAUUUAUAACAAUACAUGGGCUGGAAAUAUAGAAAACACAAAGUCAGGAAUUGUUUGUACAUUGAAGUCCACCUGCGCGUCCACCAUGGUUUUCCUCGAGUAUAACUUGGAUGCGAUUGCCACCAUUCUUCUUGAGAAUGGAGCUGUGGGUAUAGAUGGAAAAAGUACGUUUACCCAUCAGGAUGUGAAUAUAAACUGGAAGCAUGAUCUUCAUCGGAAUCUAAGAAUGAAACGGGAUGAGUCCUCAGUUUCCAGUCCCUCACGACAUACACUGGGCAUUGACGUGACAAGCCAGACUUUUGCUGACUUGCAUUUUCGUUAUGCAUCACACAACAAUGGAAUCACGUCUUCGAUAUCCUCACCGGCAGCUGGCUUCAUCGGGUUCCAAUUCACUAGGAGGUCACCAUCUCAGAUUUAUGCGAAACUGUUCAGCAGAUAUUUGUCAACCCCUGAUAAGGACACAGACCUGAUGAGUUUCCGUGUUACUUUGAAGAACUCAGAAAAGCUGAGCAUCCAAGUUGGCUAUCAUAUCAACGGUCUAUCAGAUAUGAUAAAUGGCCUUAAAGACAGACUUCCUUCCAUCAUAGCAUCUCUCCACCAGUUUAUCAACCAGUACCACGUCAGUUACCUUGGCAUUGACCUGAACCGUGCCGCCCUAAAGCUGAAGAACUCACUCUCCAAUGGCAUCGACAAAGCUUACCAAGAGAUCCCACGCAUGAUCGAUUCUCUGCAGACCUCAGUUGAGCAGCUCAGACAACAGGCUAAAAAGAUGUGGAGGAGAACGCUGGAGAACUUACCCCAGCUUGAUUUCCAAGAGUUGAGCAGAAGGUUCUCCAUCAGCGCAAAUGAAUUUCUUCAGAAGUAUGAGUCAAACAUGCGGGUUCUUUUGGAUGCUGCCAUGAAGUUCUUGAGGGACACCAAAUUCCACUUACCAGGUCUGGAGGAGAAGCUCACCGGGCAGGAGUUGUACACUAGGAUCAGGCAGUCCAUUUCCAAAGCAAUCGAUAGAGCUUCUACAAGGUUUUUUAGUCUCAUAGAAACCAUUGCUGACACCAUUUCAGGUCACAUUAAUAAAGCAGAAUUUACUGUUCCUGGUACCACUAAGGUUAUUAGUGGGAAGAAAAUUUUGAAAGAUCUAAGGUCUGCGAUAAAAUCAGCAAAGGAUCAGAUUAAGCAAGCGAUAGAGGGAUGGGAAAACCUCAAAGUGGAGAAUGUGUUCCAGGACCUGUUAAACUCUGUGAAGGUUUACAUCCAAAAGGCAGAAGAGUUCCUGAACUCUCUCAAGACAGAAAAACUGGAAGAAAUUUCCUCACACAUCAAUGGCAUUUACAAAGAAGCAGAGAACUUAGAGGUGACGCAGAAGAUUCGUGAAUGGAUGCGGGAGGCUAAAAGAGGUUUGUCUGAGCUCAAAGACUUUAGCAAAAGUAAAAUCCAGGAGCUGUACAACGAAAUAUCAAAGGAGAAACUCAUCUCUAAUCUAAACGAUCUUCUCAUGAUGGUCAAUUCAUAUGUCAAUAGUCUGUUUAAGAGCUACCUUGCGUUAAUGAAGUCAUUGCCAUCAUAUACAGAGCCAUAUGUACGGGUUUCAAACAAAAAGACGGAUGUGGAUAUUCCUCUUCCUUUCUAUUGGAAAUCUUUUAGUGAAUGGCCCAGCAUGGCAUAAACCUUUGAUCUUAAAAUUCUGCAUUAGGAACACUUUUUUGUCUACCUUCUUCUUUGUGUCUCCUUAACAGUGUAUUAUGAACUUUGUAUGUCAUUUUAGUAUUUAAUUUGAUCUAAUUGUAGUAAAUUAAAGUAUAUACCUAUGUAAUGAUUAUCUGUCUUGGUGAACAACGUUUUGAGAAUAUAAUUAAGCUAAUUUGAGUUUGGAAAAUAUUGUAUUUAAGGAAAUGUAUAAAUAAAAAAGCUGCAAGACAUUA
Molecule: messenger RNA, 13558 nt
Organism: Labeo rohita (rohu)
Lineage: Eukaryota; Metazoa; Chordata; Actinopteri; Cypriniformes; Cyprinidae
Gene: apoba
Product: apolipoprotein Ba
Exons: 29
Coding region: 37-13302 (4421 amino acids)
Biological process (GO): cholesterol homeostasis; lipoprotein transport; cholesterol transport
Cellular component (GO): low-density lipoprotein particle; very-low-density lipoprotein particle; mature chylomicron
Molecular function (GO): cholesterol transfer activity; low-density lipoprotein particle receptor binding
Source: RefSeq, a predicted model, not a curated record